Aaosphaeria arxii CBS 175.79 is the source of this 5035-nucleotide messenger RNA. RefSeq lists its product as uncharacterized. The record is from RefSeq and is a predicted model, not a curated record. NCBI's taxonomy places the organism in Eukaryota, Fungi, Ascomycota, Dothideomycetes, Pleosporales. The coding region runs from base 1 to 4968 and encodes 1655 amino acids. The transcript has 3 exons.
AUGGCGGCACCUCAGCCCUUCGAUUUUUUUGGCAGCGUGCAGCUACAGGCAUUGGGUAUAUUUACCGCAGCUCUCGUGUUCUACGCCGGUCCGGAAUACGUCCAAACCGCCAUAGAUGCUGUCGGUCCGUGGAUCGAAGCGCGGAGGGCUAGACAAAUUUCGGUUGGCGAUGCUACAUCUGCAAUCGUGCACACAGGAUUGAGCACAGCUUCACCGGAGUCCUUCACGAGUAAAAUUACAAAGUUCGUUACGGAAACGACAAGUGGAACAUCGAGGUUCUGCGACAACACUUCACCCAUUAUCGUAAUAACAGAAACCAACCGUACGAGCUUACCGGAAGUGACUCCACACGAACCUCCAACCUUCGAUGACGAACAGCCGCAUACCUCAAGCAAUCCCACUGAUAGCACGCGAUCCUCGUCUUUCGACCGGCAAGAUUCACACGAAACUUCGGUCUUCGAUAACGGACAGUCAAGCACUCCCACACCGUUCUCGUCUUCUGAGCGGCAUGAUCACAGUUUCUCAACCUCGGAAACAUCAUGGGAUUCAUAUGACUCAGAUGAUUCGCAAAAAUUCAAAUUUGAGAGCUCGGAUAACCAUCAAUCUUCACAUCUGGACAAGAUUAAAACCUUGGAACAGAUUCUUCAUGAAGUGGACAGUCAUGUAGGGAAUGAGAUAGACAGAUUCAAAGAGGAACUUCGUUCCCAAUUGGAAACUAUCCGCAUCUUUGCCAUAACCAAUAUGCCUAGCUGCCGCACAAUAAUUUUCAUUUCCAGUCUGUUCAUUGCCAUACUGGUUGAGAUCCUAUGUGGCGCGAUGGUCCCUGAGAAUCCACUCUACAUCCCUCCACAAUCGAUUCCAAUUUUUAUCUUUAUCGGAUCUAGCCUACCCAUUUUGCUCUAUGGAUAUUGUGGAGACUAUUUCGGAGCAUUGGCUACUGCCUUAACCUACGGUUCGAUAAUCACAAUCAGUACUCUUAUGCGCCACGGCGUCACGACGGAGAUUUUGGAGAGAAUGACUCUACGGGAAGUCUUGUUGUUUAUUGGAUUGUCUAUUAAAAUUAAGUUUCGUGAGAUCACUCGGCAAUUCUUAAUGCGGGCUUCUCGUAUGUUCAAAGAACAUUUGCUGUACUGCACGGUUUCUCUUAGUCUUGCUUUAGUAGCAAUCGCAUACUACUUCAAGUCUGGCUCUACCGACUCCCAUCCUGUUUGGUUGCAAGGGGGAUCAUUAUUUCUACAGAAGAUAUCUUCAGUUUCUACCGGUGAAAAGUCAGAUCAAACUACAGAUGCAGGCAAGCCAGAAAGUAAUGCUGAGCUUGGUGCCAUUGGCAGCCUCGUCUUCCCUUACCUUUCGAAAGCUGCGCGUAGCUUCGCAUUUGCCAUAGAAGUAAUCACCAGCGCCACGACAAAUGCAUAUGCGAACCUCAAUGCGGAAAACAUCCCACUGACAGCAUCCUUGAUUGUUGCCAUCACCUCAUUCAUGGCCGCGAUAGAUAUCCAGUUUCGCAAGCUGAGCCCUAAAGCUCAAAGCAUAAUGACUUAUAUUGCCGGUGGCGGAUUCGUUUAUCACUUCUUCAGCUCCGAUUACGGUCGAACCAUACAUCCUGACAACCUCUACUGGAUGUGGGAGAACUUCCCGGACGGCUACGACUGGAGUCUAUGCCACCCCGGAAUUACAACAUUUUCCAUUGUCUUCGCAUCUUGCUGCGUUCUCAGUCUCCGAACACAACGCCGCUACGAGGAUGUUAAGGUUGCCUUAUUCGUCUGUGCCACAAACUGGUAUAUUAUAAGCUCUAUUUUGACCCAGAACGGGCUCAGGUGUCUGCAGGACUAUGCACUGGGCAUGUUUUCACUCGGUAUUCUUGCUGUAUUGUAUGUUGCCGUCCCAGCCUUCGCAGCCGCUGCUUUCUGGGAAACGGUCCGCCAGCAUCGUCCAAUCCGCGCCCUCAAACAUGCCCCGAACUUCAUGCGUGUUGCGAUUGUAACUUGUUUGAGGACGAUUGUCUAUCCGACUUAUCGAUCGAUAGUAGUUGUUGUGAGAACAAUUUUCCCUCAUGUCUCUCAGUGUAUGGUAGUUAUAUGGACGAUUGUUACCCAAAUUGCUCGGUGGAUGUUGGCCGCCCUGCUGUGGUUGAUACCAGGCCUAAAUCCUGAUGAUUCAUUGAACGAGAGAAACCCAGAAAUUCCUGGAGCGUUUCCUGAUUCUCCUCCAAACAAUCAGAAUGAGAUACCGGCUCCAGAACCCGCAAGGGUCACCAGACCCCGCCAGCAGUUGGAAACAAGACAGGAGACUUCACCGCCAGGGAGGUCUCAGAGCACAAGGUUCCAAACAUCCUCAACAAGAGAUCCGCAAGGGGCAUCAGACAGAAUACCGAACAGAAGGCCAGAAAUACAACGAAAUCCCGUCCGACCAACUGAAACAAGGCAAGAAACCCGACAGGACCGUGGACGCAGCGUAUCGCCGGCACCCGAGAACAAACCCACGCAUUUUUCACCACCCACAGGUAGGCCUAAAUCUACUGCACCGUAUGAACCAGAGAUUGACACCAACUUACCACGCAAAGGUGCUCACUCCAACCAAGCAACUGAGACAAAACCAAAUGCUGAACAGAAACACGAUCCCAUCCCAUGGCGAGCACCAAGAAACAGGCCAAAGCGAAAUCCAUCGCCCCCACCGAAACCCGUUCCUACCGCAGAGUCUGAGACAGAGGCCAUAAUUAUCCCAAAGGAUAGGCAUCGUGGUACUGUCCAAGCAACUGAGACAGAACUGCCGUCUGAUCCGAGCAGUCUCUAUAAGCCGCUUGACCGCAUUGAAGGGUCUUCCAACGAAAACUCUGAAAGGUUUGAAGAUCCCCGAUCAGCAGGAGAGAUCGAUAAAGCAAUCGCUAAGGAACUUCGGAAAAAAAGCCCAGAAAUAGCAGCAAGGAAGUGGCUUCAAAAUAAAGUUCGACAACCCUUGGAGCCUCGAGCGUGGGAAAAGCUGAGGGUGAAGCUUGUUAGGUUGUAUGGCAUGAAAAUCGCAGAAGAAGCCAUUGAAGAGAAGAAGAUGGAGUUGAUCAUCGAACAAGAGAAUAAAAAGGCCAAGGAAGACGCCGCAUAUUGCCAAUUCGUGUUUGACGCCGUUGCUGAUGCUUCGGAAGACCCCACAGGCUAUUCUUCCCCCGCCACAUCUGAAGACAGAUGGCAACAAGUUUUGGAAAGAUUUCGGACUCGAUCCUUUAAUCGCAGCGAAAGUGAAUUCAGGGAAGAAUUCAAAAAGCAGCAACUGGAAAUCAUCAGGUUGUCCAAAGUCGCGCAAAAUACGGAUGACAACCGCACCGACAAAACGGAUCUCACUCUUGAAGAUCCACAAAUUACUUCACAGCCCCCUAAUUUGCUUGAGGUUCCUUUCCUUGGGGCUCCUCAACUCAACUCCUGGUUACCAGGGAUCAGCGCUGAGAGGGAAAGAGAGCUUAUUGCUUCUGGACUUGCAUCAAACGAACAACUUGGAGAAGCCCUAGAUGGAGCUAAUACAAGUAUUGAUUACGGAAAGAUGUUCUUCGACGGCCUCAAAAUCCCAGGAAAAGAACAAGACAAGAGAAUCGACAUCCCAGCAUUGCCUCCAUUGAUUAGCGCUGAGAGGGAACGAGAGCUCAUUGCCUCAGGACUUGCAUCGAACGAACAAUUUGGUGAAGCUCUAGAUGAAGCUGAAACAAACAUUGAUUACAAGAACAUAUUCUUCGGCAACAUGGGAGUCCCAGGAACAGCCCAAGACAAUAGCAUCAGCUUUCCACCAUUGCCCCAUCCUAUCAGUGUUGAAAAGGCAAGAGAUCUCAUUGCUGCAGGACUGCAAUCCAAUGAACAACUCGACAAUGCCCUUGACACUGCUGGAGCUGAUGUCGAUCUUGAAGCUGCGUUUCUCGGCAGCAUGGGGAUUCCAGGAAAUGCGCAAGAUCAGAUCAAUCCAACGUCACGCCCUCCACCGAUCAGUGCCGAGAGAGAAAAAGAAUUCAUUGCCGCUGGACUCAAGUCUAAUGAGCAGCUUGGUAACGCCCUUGACACUGCUGGAGCUGAUGUCGAUUUUGAAGCUGCGUUUCUCGGCAGCAUGGGGAUUCCAGGAAACGCACAAGAUCGGAUCCAGACUAAGUUGCAGCCUCCACCGAUCAGUGCUGAGAGGGAAAGAGACUUUAUAGUCGCUGGCCUUGGGUCUAAUGAGGAACUUGGAAAAGCCCUGGACGCGACCGAAACGGAUGCAGAUUUCGCGGCUGUAUUUUUCGACAGCAUGAAAAUUCCGGGAGAAGGGCAAAUCCAGAGCACCGGCGGCUCGCCAGCACCUCUACCGAGUGCAUUGAAUCAACCCGACUCGGUCUAUGUCCAGCUCAAUAAUGCAGAGUCCAACGACGAGUACGCAAACACUUUUCUCUCGCCUCUGGGUGCCAACGCGCCGCCAAACAAAGGAGGCGAAGUCAAUCCAGGUAGUGGAACGCUACCCAAUUCGUCCUCUUUCUUUAUUCCAAAAUCUAGCGUGCCGACAGCGAAUCAGCAGCUUGGUGCUGAAAAUGCUGUCGCCCGGAACAAUGAAGAAGUUGCUCGUGCUCCUACUUCAGCGCCAGAAAUCCCGCGAAAUGGCAACAAGGGAAAGACCACGAAUGGCGUUGAACAAACCCUCAAACGCGCUUCAUCCGCAUCCAAUGAAGCCCCCUCGAGCCAUCUACCACUAGAUGAACCUCAAGAUCCUGCGAAAGCUGCUGUCGCCAGAAAAAGGUUGCGGGACCGCAUACUAGGGGUACCAAGCCUCUCGGACUUCCUCGAAUUGUCACCAGCCGAUAACGGCCUGUCUGGCCCUGCUGAUUCGGCUUCUGAUGAUGGACUGGAUGAAGAGAUCAUGAGGGCAUUGGCGGCCGAGAACGAAGAAUCGAUGGAUGAAAUGAUGGCAAUGCAAGCUAUGCUAAUGGGGGAGGCGGGGAAAGCAAAGCAGAGAAAGAAGUAAGGGUAAAUUGUGACUUGAGUAUAUUUUCUUUUCUGAGGAAGCGUGCGCGUUUGGCAUUUGAAGGGGC